Molecule: messenger RNA, 1026 nt
Organism: Loxodonta africana (African savanna elephant)
Lineage: Eukaryota; Metazoa; Chordata; Mammalia; Proboscidea; Elephantidae
Product: protein FAM204A-like
Exons: 1
Coding region: 138-839 (233 amino acids)
Source: RefSeq, a predicted model, not a curated record
CAAGGAUGUGCCCUUAAGAUGGCUGCCCGGCAGUUGCUUCCCGAGUGGACUGUAACUACCAAUCCGAGCCUGUGAUGAAUAUGAGGUGAAGAAUAUUGUGUCACUAAGUGUAAGUCUUCUCACCAAAAGAGGAAAAGAUGUGGAGUGGGCUGCUACCUCCUGGACUAAAUGAAAGUGAUGUCGAGCUGAGUUCUGAAGACGAAGCCAAAUCAGAAAACUCUGGACUUCACUUACUGGAAGCUGAAGAAGAUCAGAUGACUAGAAAAACAGAAAUCUCAGAUUUCCCCACAGAUGGACCAAAAACUGAAACAGAGGCAAAUAUAAAUGCAUAUGAAGAGUGCCCUUCCGGAAUUUCCUUACAUACGUGGAAUAAAUUUCAAGAACUGCAUAAAAAACAUUCUAAACAGAAAACCUCAGCUUCAAGAUUCAGGAGGAAAAAAAGAAAACGCUCCAGGAAAGGUAAAUUGAAGAAUGAAGAGACAUCUUGUAGUGAACAAUCCUCAAAUGAAACCCAGUGGAAGGAGCUUACUCAGUAUUUUGGAGUCAAUGAUAGGUUUGAUCUCCCUGUGAAAAAGAAAAAAAUUGACAAGUCAGGUCUUGAAAAGAGCAUAGACCAGGCUGUGGAAGAAUGGAACAUUGAGAAGGCCGAGGAUCUCAGCAACCAGUUGGCUACUCGAGAGCUUAGAGUUAAAAUUGCCAAAGCUAUUGCCUGUCACAACUUUGUAAAAGCCAAAAAGGAGGCUGAAAAUUCACAGGUUGUUCGAAAAAAGAAGAAACUUGCAUGGGGAUUUGAAGCAAAGAAGAGAUGGGAAACCAAAAGCAACAUGGGAUAUAUGUAACUUGCCAGAGUUCUUCAAGAUCUUUCUAGACUUCCAAGUGCUCAAUUUACUGAAGAGAUUUUCCAGCAUAUAUUAAAUACGUCAAGAAACUGAUAGAAGUAGAUAAACAAAGUCUAAAAUUUGGGAGUUGAUUAUCAAACAUUUUCAGUCUUUUUCUGGGGAGCUUAUCCUAUUGAAGCAGAGUUUU